Cajanus cajan (pigeon pea) is the source of this 1737-nucleotide messenger RNA. RefSeq names its product AP-4 complex subunit mu. NCBI's taxonomy places the organism in Eukaryota, Viridiplantae, Streptophyta, Magnoliopsida, Fabales, Fabaceae. The record is from RefSeq and is a predicted model, not a curated record. Gene Ontology annotation, biological process: vesicle-mediated transport; intracellular protein transport. Gene Ontology annotation, cellular component: clathrin adaptor complex.
GCCGUAAUUGCAACGAGGAAUGUUCAGUUGAGUGCUUAUUACUAGCCAUUUACAAAGGCAGCAGCUGUAGCCAUUAGGAGGUGUGUGCAUCGAGCGGAAACAUGAUCUCGCAGUUCUUCGUUCUCUCGCAGCGUGGCGAUAACAUCGUUUUCCGUGACUACCGUGGUGAAGUGCAGAAGGGAAGUGCAGAGAUAUUUUUCCGCAAAGUAAAGUUCUGGGAAGAUGGGGACCUGCAGGAGGCACCACCUGUCUUUAAUGUAGAUGGUGUAAAUUACUUCCAUGUGAAAGUUGUUGGGUUAUUGUUUGUUGCAACUACAAGGGUUAAUAUAUCACCUUCUUUUGUCUUGGAGCUUUUACAAAGAAUUGCUCGUGUUAUUAAGGAUUACCUUGGGAUUCUCAAUGAAGACUCAUUACGAAAAAACUUUGUGCUUGUGUACGAGUUACUUGAUGAAGUCAUUGAUUUUGGUUAUGUUCAAACAACAUCAACUGAAUUGUUGAAGUCCUAUGUUUUCAAUGAGCCGCUUGUAAUUGAUGCUGCACGUCUGUCACCUCUUGGUCCUUCUGCAGUUUUUGCGCAAGGGACAAAAAGAAUGCCAGGGAUAGCUGUUACAAAAUCUGUUAUUGCUACAGAGCCUGGGGGUAGAAAGAGGGAAGAAAUCUUUGUAGAUAUAAUUGAGAAAAUCAGCAUCACUUUUAGCUCCAGUGGAUAUAUACUGACUUCUGAGAUUGAUGGCACCAUACAAAUGAAGAGCUAUCUUUCUGGCAAUCCUGAAAUUCGAUUAGCACUUAAUGAUGACCUCUCCAUUGGAGGAAGCCAGGGAUCAGUUUACGGUUAUAGGAGCUCCUCUGGCUCAGGAACAGUUUUAUUAGAUGACUGUAAUUUUCAUGAAUCUGUUCGUCUUGAUAGUUUUGAUAUGGACAGAACUCUAUCCCUGGUGCCACCAGAUGGUGAAUUUCCGGUCAUGAACUACCGUAUGACACAGGAAUUUAGGCCUCCUUUUCGUAUUAAUGCUUUGAUUGAAGAAGCAGGGCGGCUUAAGGCUGAAGUAAUUCUUAAAGUAAGUGCUGAGUUUGCCUCAAGUGUAACAGCAAACACUAUCAAAAUGCAGAUGCCACUACCUAAAUGUACCUCCAGGGUUAGUUUUGAGCUGGAACCUGGAGCUGUUGGGCAAACAACUGAUUUUAAGGAAGCAAAUAAGAGGCUAGAAUGGAGUUUAAAGAAGAUUGUCGGGGGAUCUGAGCAUACUCUACGUGCAAAGCUAACCUUUUCACAGGAAUCACAUGUUAAUAUAACGAAAGAAUCUGGACCUGUUAGCAUGACAUUUACUAUACCAAUGUAUAACGCAUCACGGCUUCAGGUAAAGUAUUUGCAGAUAGCAAAGAAAUCUGCAACGCAUGAGCCAUACCGAUGGGUUAGAUAUGUUACACAAGCAAAUUCCUAUGUCGCUCGUUUAUGAUGCCGUUAAGAACACUGUCGUCCUCCAUCCUCUUGCUCUAUAUUACACAUGCUUUGUUUUAUUGACUUUAUUCUUUAUUUGUAAAUUACAUUCUAAGUCGAAUAUAGAAGACGUUAGUAGUUUGCCUUGUCGUUCAUUACAAUUUACACAUGCACAAGCUGGUCAUACAACAUGCAUGAAUUACAUCACUUUCCAUCCGAUAAAGGAUCACUCAGUUUUAUUUGUGUUUUCAAUAUACACUCUAAUGGAACCUCAUCUUGGACAUAAGGUUUAAAGGGGA